AUGCACAGCUCUUUCGUAAAGCGCCUACAUGCCUCACCGACGACUCUCAGCUUCGCGCUUGUAGGCUUCAGCCUCAUUGUGAAGGUUUGCGCGACGAUAUGGCUCAAGACACUUAUGUGGGAGGUCACGAGAGAAUACACAUACCUCGGAGAUGACUAUCCAGAAGCUUGGCCCAUCGAAAUCCCCAACGUCCUCAUGGCUUCCGACAACUCGAUGCAUUUCCAACUCGACACUCCCGACGGCAUCGCCGAGUGGUCCUCUAUCGUCCCCGGCGAGUCCGGGCUCCUCCACCUCGGGCCCCAUCGUCAGCCGUUCACCGUCUCCAUGUUCCACCAGCUGCGCUGCCUGAACGUCAUCCGCGAAGAGCUCCUGUUCGACCGCGACAAGGACGAUGAGAGCGCCCGGUCGGAGCUGGCGAGGCAUUGCCUGAACUACGUGAAGCAGAUGGUGUUGUGUCGUGGAGAUCUACAGCUAGAGCCAUUCCUUGCGCCGUCGAAUACCGCGCCCAUCGACUUGUAUGGGACAUAUGAAUGCAGGGAUUGGGGAGCGGUGUACAAGGAGAUUGAGAGGAACCAGCUGGAAUACGCUCAGUGGCGAGAGGCGCAGGAAUCCAUGUCCGGAGGGCUCUGACGUGCACAAGAUAAUACAUCCGUGAUUAAACCAUCUUGUCCAUUGAAAUAUAGUAGCCUUGCCUUCUCGAAGAUGCUGCUGCUGAA
This is a messenger RNA of Laetiporus sulphureus 93-53, 716 nucleotides long. RefSeq lists its product as uncharacterized. The record is from RefSeq and is a predicted model, not a curated record. The transcript has 2 exons. NCBI's taxonomy places the organism in Eukaryota, Fungi, Basidiomycota, Agaricomycetes, Polyporales, Laetiporaceae. Bases 1 to 630 code for a protein of 209 amino acids. Gene Ontology annotation, biological process: mycotoxin biosynthetic process.